Molecule: messenger RNA, 9891 nt
Organism: Argiope bruennichi
Lineage: Eukaryota; Metazoa; Arthropoda; Arachnida; Araneae; Araneidae
Product: glucocorticoid-induced transcript 1 protein-like
Exons: 8
Coding region: 191-1543 (450 amino acids)
Source: RefSeq, a predicted model, not a curated record
UAUUUUGACAGACGGAGCGGUGAAUGUGUCGGUGGAAGAGAGAGAACUGAGGAUCUCCGAGAGACUAUGUUCUCUAAGCAUCGUAUUAGGGAAUUUUUAUUUGUCAAUUCUGAACUCUGGGUAGUUCAGUAAUAAAAUUAGGAUCUUCUCAUAACGAAUGCAAGAGCUUUUAUAAAUUAAAAAAUAUACAAUGUCGGGCCAACAAUCGCAGCGAGUGCGAAAAAACGUUUCUCCCGGUGGUACCGCUACAAAGCAGGGUCCUAUCAGGGCUAUAGUUCCAUUGUCUUUAAUGCAGACUUGUAGUCCUACGAGAUGUCUAAAGAGCAGCCCUUCGAAUUCACCACCGGUCACUUGGUCAAGCGAUGGAACAAAAGUCAAAACACGGCUGUCGCCUGACAAUAGGAUAUCGCCCGAAUCCCAGUCCACUUCAUCGCCAGGUUGUAGAGCUGAAAAGUCCAAGACUUUGACCAAGACGCCAGUGAGUUCUUCCUCCCCUUUCAUCAGGAGGACGGCUUCGGUAGACACCAUCUAUCUUUUAGGGCAAUGGCAGAGGGAUGCUUUAUAUCUAAGUUACUGUGGCCGUCUCAUGAUGGAUAGAGCUACUCAGACACCUGAAGAAUUUGAAGAGGCUGACCGGAGAAUGCCACAGAAAAAGUGUUCAGCUGCUUCAAAUGAAACAUUAGAAAUGAAAUACAUCCGCCAACGUCUGCAAAGGACCAAUCAUGGCAGGCCCUCGAGUGCCCACCAACGGCAGAGUCCCAUUCAAGGGGACCACUCCGCCAUAUCAUCGUCCGCCUACGGAACCUCGUCUCCGUCCAUCUCCCCCCAUGCCAACAAUGCCAGCGCCACCUACUCCUCCUUUGCCUCUGCCUCUUCGCGCCCUCUUCCCAUACCCAUACCUGACAUUCCCAAACAACCUCUCAUACCCAGGAUGAGAAGCAGUGUUGAAGGACUCAAUCAGGAAAUAGAAAGAAUAGUGCUAAAAGAAAUAUCAGGUGCUGAAGGAGAUGACACUGAACGAACAUUGGAACCAACACCUGAAGGCCACAGAGCACCUAUUGCUGAUUUGUUCCGUCAUACUCAGAGUGUAAACACACAGACACCCUUUGAUCGUUGUGAUAGUUGUUACAGCAGCAACAGUUCUACAAGUGGCAGUAAGUCAGUAUCUCCUAUUGUUCCAAUAAUGCCUGGGCAAAUGGACAGUUCAAGACCAUCAAGUACAGAAGGUAGCAAAGGUGGUUCUCCUGACUUAGAAGGCACACAUAAACUGGCAACCAGUCCACAUAUUAAUAAAUUUUUAGCUAGAGAACCUCCUGAUGGUUGUGAAAAAGUAAAAAUAGCUGAGGAAACUAGGAACUCAAGUGGUGCUGGAGAACUUCACAAGUUUAGCUGUCCUAAGCCAAGCAUGAAUUUUGUCCUGCUUCCGAGUCAAAGAUCAGCCUUCGACCCACUCUGUAAGAACUGCGGCGCUCUCUCAACUCCCAAUGGUGACGUUGUCAAACCUGGUGCUCCAUCCGCUAGCAAAAAGACUUCAACAAAUUGAACUGAAUCUAAACCAAAUGGAAAUACCAUCCACCGUACCUUGUCUUCACUCUGCAGAGGUUUUGUCCCUUGCAUGGAAAGAAAAAAAAUAAAAUGUUUGUAGUUUUAGGGUUUGACAAACUGGUGUUUUUCAGUCUCACAACCUUCCCUCCCCUUCGAUGACAAUGAGUUAUUAUUUUGUAUAUGUCUGACUGUAUAAUGAUUAUAACCUAGAUAUUUGUUUUUCCACAAAAGUGUGUUUGUACUUGAUUGUAUCAAUAUGGUUUUUUUCUUCUUUUUUAAAUUGCUGUUAUAUACUUGGUAGUUGUUUUGUUUAGUGAAAUGUAAUGAAAUGCUAGUACAAGAAAAUGAAGUCUGUGCAGAAUUUCCAUUGCAAACUGCAGUCAAGGCACUUGUCGUGGUAAUGUGUUUACUUAUGGCUGAUGAGAGAUUUCACAAGUGUGGAUUUUUGUGUCUAUCUAUAUGCCAUAUAUAUGGAUAGAAUUUUAUUUGAGAAUCGUACUUCUUUUAGUUGUCUGUGUAAUAUGUAUUCUGCAGUUUUUAUAAAUUUCAGUAUGAAGUGUUGUGUUGAGAUUUAGGAAUUGAAAAUCUUUAAUGAAACUAUUGUCAUUUUGAAUUUAUUUUCUGGAAAGGGACUUUUUUUUUGUUAAAAUCUUGGUGCAUUUUAUAAUAAAAAGUCUUCAAUUAAAAAAAAAUCAUCUCUAAUUCAACAAAAAUAUUUUUUUUUUUCUUUUUGUAAAUGAAUGUGCCAUAAAUAAGAAAGACAUUUAAAAGAAAUUAAGAUUCAUAUAUGUUUUAACUGCUAAUUUUCUUCAUAAAAAUUAUAGACAAAUAAUUUUGAAGCUGUCCCUUUUCAGGAUUCUAUUAGAUAUUUUCAAAAUAUCUGAAAUAUUUGUUUUGCAUUAAUUUGUAAAGGUAUUUAAGUAGCAAAGCAUGAAGUAUUUUUGUAUUUUGUGCUAACUAAUAUGCAGACUGUUCAUGUUGACAAAAUGAAGGUGAUGUCGGAAUUAAGUGGCAGUCUGCUAUGAUGCUAGAGAUAAGAACAUGCAAUGAUGGGUGUGGAUGAUAGGUUAUUUAAAAAUUCAGACUAUCCCAUUGUGCCUCACUUUUUCAAAUUUCAGGGCAUUAGCUCAUUUCAUUUUUUCACUUCAUGACCAUAGCACUCAUACCACAUGAAAACUAAUGGACAUCCUAUGGUAAUAACAAUAGUAGUUCCUAUAUUUGGGAAGCUGGUGUCGCGAUAGUGUACUGCAGAGGCCUGCUUCGUCUCCAAAACAUUUUAACUUCAUAUCAUAUUGAAAAAAAAGUAUGCCACAAAUGAAAGUGGAAAACUAGAUUGUAUCAAUUACAGUAAUAAAACCAUUUAAAUAAUUAAUUCAGUGAAAUCAAUUUAAUUUUUUUACAUUCAUUUUCCAAAGAUUUCUCAAAUUAAUUAGGAAUUUAAGCAUUUUAGAGGUAGUUAACUAAAUUUCGAAUAAAAUUCUAUUCCUGGAUUUAAAGAUAAAUUCCAAAUGAAAUUCAACAAUUUUAUUUGCUCUACAAAAGAAAUAAAAUUAUUGUUUAUUGAGCCAUUAUGUAUGUUUUACAUGCAAGGAAAUGUAAUAAAUUUAUGUGAAUAAAUAAAGAAAAAGUGUAGUUGCAUGUAAAAGUUUGCAUGCAUAUUAGAAUUUAGCAAAUUUUCUCUUUACUUUGUUUAAAUGACAUUUGGGACAAAACUAAUAUUUUUAAAAAAUUACGUAUUUGGAAACUUUUGGGAAAAUUCAGAUUAAUGAAAUAUUUUAUUUUCUUUGAAUUUUGGAAGUUGGAACUGAAUGGAGACUAAAUCAAAUUAAAAAUUUCUGUUUAAGGCUUUCUGGUUGAGAUAUGAAUGUCCAUUCCUAAUAUGAAUGUGGAAAUACAAUAAGUGUACGGUCAAAUUAUAUUGUGGAUAUUUUUUUUUUCAUAAUUAAUUGCAUUUUUGAAAAUGCAUAACCAUGGCCAUAUAUCUUUGAAAAAAUAUUCAUGUGUUUUUAAGAAUUUUAUUUGUAAGUUGAAUAUGAUUUUAAAUUAAAGAUGUCAUUGUAUAAUUUUUAGGAGGAUGGAUAUGUUUAAAGAUUUAUUGAAAUUAUUGCUGUUCAGAUUAUUAAUAUUGUUUCUUUGAAAUAUUUCUGGUAGGAAGGUAUUUUUGUUUAAAAGAUAUAUUUUUAAGAGCAUUCUUUUUUUUUAAUUGUGUUUUUGAAUAUAUAUGUUCAGUUACAAGGAGUCUGAAUGCCACAAUUAUAAAUAGUUUUUAUUCCUCUUCAUUACCCAAAUUAUCAACAUAUUUUACAAAUGUGGUCUUAUCAAAACAUAUCUUCAAGAUUUAAUUUUUUUAAUCCUUUGAAUUUAUUAUUUUCAUAGAUAUAUGAACCAUGGUGCAUUCUCAUAUUUUUAAAGCAUACUUAAUGGAAUAUAAAUUUAUUUCGUAUUUAUUUCUUUGUGAUUAUGUCCAUGUUGAUCUUUUGGACAUAUGCUUGAUUACCUGAAGACUUGAUGUGUUAAAGCAAGUAUUCUUGAUGUUUAAGUGAAUUGUAAUUCAAAUACUUAAGAAAGCUUUUGACAAUGAAAUUAAUGACAGAAAUUUUUUAAAAGAAAUAUACUGAUUCAUACUCAAGAUGAUCCCUAAGAACUUACGAAAGGUAUAUUUGCAUAUAUUUUUGUGUAUGGUAUAUGAAUUGUGGCCGUUUAUCACAGAAAUAGCACCUACUAAACAGCACAAAUAAAAUGGAUAAACAUAAUGAAAAAUUUUACAAGAUUGUUAAGUUACUGGAACUUUUUUGUAUCUUAAUACAAUAUUUGCACUUUCUUAUAUAUGAAUAGUUAAUGUGAAAUUGUUUUAUACAUAUGUAUUACAAGCACUUUUGUUGAUAAAUGCUUCUUAUGCAAGUAAGUAAAAAAAACACAUCUGUAUAUAAAGUAAAAUCUGAAUAACUUUUGAAAUUAAAGUGCGAAUUCAAUUUUAAUUUCCAAUAAUCAUUUUUCAUUUAUGUUGCGUUAAAUGUGUUCUGCUACAACAUUAAUGUUUAAAGUUCUUUUCAACAGUUGAAUAUAAUAUAAAGGUUAGUAAUUUUUAAAAUCUGGCUUGGAUUUCAAGUCAUUCAUAAUUCUCAAGGUACAAAAAAAUAGAAUUAUGAAUAAUUCAUAUUAGCGAGAAAAGAUGCAUUGUGGGAAAACUUUACUAGUUUUAACAUUAUUUCAGUUCUUCCUAAAAUCUAAUUUAACAUUGCAGAAUUUCUUUAGCUCUGCUUAAUUUUUGAAGUAUAAUUUUAUAGAAUUUCUUUUUUUGUCUUAAAGUAUCUGUGUUAUUUUUCCCCUAUAACAAUUUCUUAUUAAAAGUGCUAAUUUCUCUGAACUUCAUUGAUAAUAUGAUAUAUACUAUUCCUGGAAUGGUAAAAAAAGAUCUUUUUAGUAUUGUCUUUUAUUUACAAGAUUUUUUUUUAUGAUGUGAGAAGAAAUGAUUUGAUUAAAUGAUAAUUAUUCAUGGUUUUAUAAUAUUUUGCCUUUAUAAUAUUUUCCAUUGUUCUAAUAUUCUUUUCAAUUAUCCGCUGCUGUGAUUUAAACAUUCUACUUAAUGUUUUAUGUUGUUUGUGAAUUGCAUAAUAUUUAUAAAAUUGCAGGUCAGUAAAACAUUUCUGUACAAAAAUAACAAUUUAGAAAAUUAAUGAUUUUUAACUUUUGUUAAUUGAUCACUUUUAUAUUCAGGGUACUAUUUUUUCAUAGAUCUAUGCUAAGCUAGAGAUUUGAGUUGUUUUUUUUAGCUGUUGUUCUUCCUUUAACUUCAUGCUGAUAGAAAUAUUUCUAACAUAUGCUUGCUAAACAGUAUUUUAAAGUUAAAAAAAAAGCAGUGGAUAAUUUUACUUUUAUUUAUUAUAAUUAUUUUAAAGUGAAUAAUAUGUUUUGUAUAAAAUUGUUUAUUGUGAAUUUGUCAAAUGAUUAAGCUGUUCUAAUUUCCCCCUUAUAUGAUGGGAUUCUCCCCUCCCCCCCAAUUUUCAAUUUGAAAGACUUCCUGAAAGGAGGCUUUGUUUUUUGAUGACAUCAAGUUCUUUCAAGUUUGAAAAAAAAAGAUUGUUGUGAGCAAUUAAUGACGUGAAAUUGUGUUGUGCUGAUAAAAGGGAGUGUAUAUAUGAAAUUUAUGCAGCCACAUAUUUCCAAAAGAAAGAAUAAAAAUUUCCAGUUUGUGUGUCACGCAAACUAAAGGAAUCAUGUUUAAAAGUGUUAAGUGCAGAACUUGCAAAUAGAGUGCCUCACACCUGUUACUGCAAUAAAUUUGCAUGUUGAUGGUGUUGACCUCAAGAUAUCGAGCUGCCUUUGGUGUAAAUGAAAUUGCUGCCCGUUUGCUUGCUUGAUAAGUGUAUUGUUGCAUGGAUGCUUAUGAAGACUUGAGAAUUUUCCGAUAUGAGCUUAUUCAAAAAGAUUUGCCACAUGUUAUUAAAAAAAGCCUUUCCCUCUUUUUGAAAGUUUCUUGUAUUAAGGAAAAACCACUAAGUUUGUUUUCUGUGGUUCAUCUUUUGCAUAUUUUUACCGAAAUGGGAGAAUGAGCUGUUAAGGUAAAAAAUUCACAGAACUAGAUUCAUCUCAGUUUUGUACUAUAAAUGUAUUGGAUUUAAAAAUUAUUUCAUUUAACAAAUUAAUUUUUAACGAAUUUUUAUAUUGUGAGAAUUGAUUUUGGUUUCUAUAAAGUUUUGCUUACAUAAGCUAUUAAAAUAAUAUCUAAUUUUUUGGAAGUCAGAUUAAUAUUUGUGCAGCUGUUUAAAAUUGCAGCAAACUAUUACAUUAAAUUUUAAAAUUUUGUACAAUUUUAAUAUUGUGCUGAAUUCUGGAUAUUUGUUGCAAGUUUUAUUAUAUAUAAUGAUUGCUGUAUUUAUCAUUUAUUUAGUCUUCCUGAUUAGUUACUGUUUAAUUUGUUUGGUUUAUUUAAUAUACUUCUGCAUAUUGGCAAUUGUGGCAGUGGAGAAGGGAUCUAAACCUUUAUUAUAUAAAUGUUGAUGUUUACAUACCCAUUGCCUUAUACACAACAAAAUUUCUAAGCGGCCAAAAAAGAAAUGACAAAUUUAAAGCUGUGUAACACAUCACUGGACCAUCUCCUUUCUAUAGAUUUAGCUCUUAUUUAUUUUUAUAUUUAUCGUGGAAGAGAUUUCAAUUUUUGGGGAAUUGUUGAACAUCUUUUCCAAUUUUGCAGAUGAAUUCUAAUUCAAAUCUCUCUGCUCUUACCUCUGAAAUUUCUGGACAAGAGCACAUUUCUUUCUAGCAAAUAUUUUCAAUUUUAUAUCUGUUAGCAGUUUUGGCAGCUUCAAAUACUUAGGAAACUUACUGGGUUCUGUUUACCGGCCAGGAGUGCGGAGGGCUAGCCUUAUUUUCUCAAGUUUUAUAAGCACUGUUGCAUUCCUAAUUUUUGAAGAAAGUUGUUGCAAAAGAGGGCUCGAUGUGUAUAUAGAUUGUUUGCUCCGUGUUCCAGUCCACGAGAGUCGAACUGGGAGUACAAAUGGGGUGGUGACUACACCCCCAGCCACAGCUUCCAAUCAUCAACGCACAGAACUGGCUUCAGCCAGUAUCCAGGGACUUAGCCUGUGCCUCCUUCGUAGAAUCAUUCUCACACUUACUCAUCCAUCAGGAAAACAUUUGUAUACUUUCUUCAGCUAUUCAGUCUGUGAUCAUCAACAUAUUCUGCAAGUCAAAGAGGAUUGAAAUUCUUUUUAAUAUAGUGAAUGAUGAGACUCCUUUAGUGGGAUUGAAAUAUAUCAUUCUUCUUUCAAUAUCUAUUUAGGAGAAUGUCAUAUCAACAGCUAAUUAAUAGAAUCCACCUAAAUAUUUUAGUAUUUUAAUGAUUUUUAUGUUUUAGUUAAUAUGUAUUUUGUAUGUUAUAAAUUACAUCUAGAAAGUUCUGAAUGAAGCAACAUGAUUUAUAAAACUUUGAAUUUAAAAAUUAGUGAUAUUGAUUAAAUGGGAAAUAUAAGUUUUACAUAAUAAAAUAAUUUCUGCUUAUUUGUCUCCUGAUAAUUUAACAUUACUUUAUAUAUAAUGAAACACUUAUAUUUUUACAUAUCUUUUGGUUAGAUGAUAGCAUAAUCUGUUGAUAUAAUAUGUAUUUAAAUUUUGAAAGAAAAAAAAGUUAUACCAAAUGAUACAAUCUGAUACCAUUAUAUUUUUUAGUAAUUACACUCUUAAACUUAUCAGCAAUUUUAAUUGGCUACAAUUGGAUAUAUCUGAUUUACAAUACUUUUUGCAUAUAGUUGAUAACCUAAGUUAGUGUAAUAAUCACAGGCUGAAUUCAGCUGCUGGAUCUGUGCAAAUGAUGCAACUUAUCAUUUUCAUAGAAAAAUGGAUCUUUUGUGUGUGUGUAUGUGUGUGUGUGCACUUGGAACAAAGAUUGUAUAGUAUGUUUUCUUGUUCCAAAAAAAUAAAUAAAAACAUUUUUCCACUGGAGGAACUGCUGUAAACUGACGACAAUGCUGAAUGUUUCUGAUGUGUAUGCAUAUGCCGAACCUGUAUACAAUGGUUUUGCAUGCAUGCAGUUGCUUUUGAUAAAUGUAAUGUUUACAAAAAAAUGAAAAUUUGUCCCUGUUGCAGUUAUUCUGAAAUCAUUUAUUUCUUUCCAUUUGUGCAUUAUUUUCGAAAACUUGAUUCAGUAUGUUGCCUGAAGUCGAGUAUCUAAGUUGUGUUAAAAUUUGAAAUUCAGUUCAAUAAAGUUCUUAAAAAAUCUUUUGAUGGUUUGGUAAUUAGUUUGUAAAUAGUUUGAGAAUAACUUUCAUUGUACAAUUAGAAAACAAAGAAUUUUUUUUCCUUAUUAUUAUUAUUAUUAUUAUAACUGAAUUAUAUUAUACUCUUUCAAAAUUCUUCAUUAAUUUGAAUAAUUGUUUUAAUAACGUUUCUCAUUUAAAUAAUCUUUAAAGAAAAUUCAAAAUCGGUAACUUACCUACUUAACCCUGUGAUGCAUCCUUUAAUUCAUUUUUUUUAAAUUUUAAAUUCUUUAACGUAAAUAAUUUUUAAUGCAGAAAUACGAUUAGAUAUUUUAUAGAUUUCUUUAUUAGUAUUCCUCCAUUAGAAAAAGAAUCAGAUAUUUCUAAUAGUUAUUUUAUUAUUAUUAAACUUCAUUUGAAAUAAUAGAAUUUUAAAGUUUUAAUAAUUAUCAAUAAAACCAAAUUGGUAACUUUUAAAUGAUACUUUUACUAUUAUUUUAAAGUUUCUAUUUAAAAAUCUCUAUUCAUCAAUUACAUUUUUUUAAAGAUAUGUCAAAAGGAAUAGAUAGCUAGUUUAAUUGUUACUUAGCCCAUUUAGUAAACUAUUAUAUAAAUUUUUGGACUAAACAUCUAAAUCUACAUGAAUGUUUAUUUUUUUCUGUCAUAAAUAUCUUAGUUGAAAUAAUAAAAACUAUGCAUUGUAGGGUUAAUCUUAUUCAAUUUGUUGAGGGCAACUACUCGACUGAAUGCAAUUCCCUAUGAUACCAUGAAUGUUAAUUCUUUUAGUAGGAAUUUCAUUAUGCUUAAAUGUGAUAUUUAUUUGUUUUAUUCUGGUAUUUUAGGAUUUUUGUUUUUAUAACAUGGUUUGAUGAAAUAUAAUCUGAAUAUCAAAGUACAAAUUUCAUCUACUGAAUGUAAUUGAAUAAUAUCCAAUGCAUGCCAGAUGUAUAUUUUGAUGAAGCUUAUCAGUAACUGAUUGAAAUGCCUGAGAGUUAGAAAUGGCAUUUUGUUUUGUUUUGUUCUUUCCAAAAAUUGUUUUAUUUCUUUUAUUGUUUUUGCGCAUGACAUGUGAAUAAUACCUUUUUCCAGAAUAAUUGUUCAAUGUGUUUAGCUAGAAAAAAAACUGAUCAUGCACUUGUAUGUAUAUGUUGGUUUUUGGUUGACCUGCAUUACGAAGGUUAUACUUUCUCUCUAACUAUAUUACUCUGUAUACUAUUUUAACUAUAACUAAUUACUCCUAUUUUAAGAACUUGUUCCACUAAAAGAGCUGAUAUUUAUGUCUCUGCUGAGGACGUUUCUCUAAUAACAAAACAACUCAACAAUCAGUUCGGUACGAAGAGGAACGAGCAUUUUGUAUAUCGGAACGCUUGAAUAGGACACUAUUUUCAAAUGCGAAAUAAAGUUUGUGUAUGUGUUAUGCUGUCAUUCAAGCUGUAUGAAUGGAGACUUUCUUUUUUAAAACCAAAAUUGUGUUUAUUUUUUCCUUUCGAAUAGAGCUGGAGAGUACAAAUAUAAAUAUCACUAUUUGGAUAAGAAUGUACAUCCUGCAUUUUGUUUCUUUUAAAUUGUAUUUCAGAUAGCAUAUGGUUUUUGUAAGGAUUACCUUUUCAUUUACAAAAAUAUCAAUUUGUUGUAAAUAAAGAAACUGUUGAAA